This is a messenger RNA of Bombina bombina (fire-bellied toad), 2891 nucleotides long. RefSeq lists its product as uncharacterized. Gene Ontology annotation, biological process: proteolysis. The record is from RefSeq and is a predicted model, not a curated record. NCBI's taxonomy places the organism in Eukaryota, Metazoa, Chordata, Amphibia, Anura, Bombinatoridae. The coding region runs from base 1 to 2160 and encodes 719 amino acids. The transcript has 10 exons. Gene Ontology annotation, molecular function: metallodipeptidase activity.
AUGGCAAAAAUGCGGGUUAUUUGGGGGAAAAGAGAGGAGCAGCUCUCAAAUACUCUAGCUAAUAACUAUAGGAGAUAUCUUAACAACCCUUCGGUUGAACGAUGGCAAAUCUAUAAAGACAGCAAGUCAGUAUAUGAUUUAUUCUUAAAACAACAUUCGGUUUCAGAAGAAACUAAACUGAAGGCCCUCUAUUCAGGAGCACAAGGGGUCUCAGCUAAAUAUUUAGCUAGAAUUGUUAAGAUUAGGAAGCAGAAAAAUUAUAUUCCAGUAGUCAAAUUUCGAGAUAUUAGAGUAACAGAUCCCCUAGAAAUAAGAGAGGCUUUUUUUCAGACAUAUCAAGAAUUAUAUGCAGCUAAGCAGAUCAAUCUCUCUUCGAAGCAACAGUUUUGGCAAGGGGUGACUUUACCCCAAAUUGAGACAGAAGAUUUACGUAGGCUUAACAAACCGAUUUCAGUAGAAGAAGUUGUCAACGCGAUAAAAAGAUUAAAAUUGGGGAAAGCACCUGGACCAGACUCCUUGCCCGCAGAGUUUUAUAAGCUCCUGCUCGAACAGAUUCCAACAAUUCUAGUUAAUCUAUUUAAUGAAUACUUUAUAGGGAGCAAGUCCCAAUCCCCCCUAUUCGCAGCAUCUAACAUAGUUCUGAUACCCAAGAAAGGUAAAGACUUGGAACUUCCUUUAUCAUAUAGGCCUAUCUCACUUUUGAAUCAGGACUAUAAAAUUCUUACAUAUAUUCUGGCUAGUAGACUGAAAGUUCCUCUAGGAUAUAUGGUGCAUCCUGACCAAACCGGGUUCAUGAUGGGUAGAAAUCCUGUUAAAAAUUUAAGGAAAGUCCAGUUGGUCCUUGACUAUUACUGGAACAAUUUUGAAAGACAGAGACACUCUCCUAAGCCAGAUCUUGCACUUCUCACAAUCGACGCUGAGAAAGCGUUCGAUUCCAUUAUUUGGGACCAUCUACUCACGGUAUUGGGUAAAUUUGGUAUAUCAGGCGCUUUCCAUCAAUUUAUCAGGCAGUUAUACGAUAAGCCAUCUUCCUCAAUUAUAGUUAAUGGAGAAGCUACCGAGAAGAUAACGUUGGGUCGUGGUACUCGACACAAUGAUUUACCCUGGCAGCUCUUAGACAGAUUUAAUAACCAUCUAAAUGAAGCGGACUUACAUACUCUACAAAACACCCACACAAAUAUCCCCAAAUUACGAGAAGGAAGAGUUGGAGGACAGUUCUGGGCAGCUUAUGUUCCCUGUGACACUCAAGGGAAGGAUGCAGUGAAAAGGACACUGGAGCAGAUUGAUGUCAUUCAUCGCAUGUGUCAGAAGUAUCCUGAUGAGUUUUCAUUUGUGUUAAACACGAACGGAAUCAGGGAAGCAAUGUUUAAUCAUAAAGUUGCCAGUCUGAUUGGAGUGGAAGGUGGUCACUCUAUAGACAGCAGCUUGGCAACACUGCGCACCUUCUACCACUUGGGAGUCAGAUAUAUGACCUUGACACACAGUUGUAACACCCCCUGGGUUGACAACUGGCUUGUGGAUACAGGAAGUGACCCAGCAACUAGCAAUGGAUUGUCUGAUUUUGGGAAGAAAGUGGUCUGGGAAAUGAACCGCCUUGGAAUGAUUAUUGACUUAUCACACGUAUCUGUGAAGACAAUGAAAGAUGCACUUCAGCUGUCACGUGCACCAGUGAUAUUCAGUCACUCAUCCGCAUAUGCACUGUGCAACCAUGCCCGGAAUGUGCCUAAUGAUGUGCUGAGGCUAGUGAAAGAGAAGAAGAGCUUAGUGAUGGUUAACUUCUACAAUGACUAUGUCACCUGUAAUAAGAAAGCUAGCCUAUCAGAUGUAGCAGAUCAUUUUGAUUACAUUAAGAAUAUUGCUGGAUAUGAAUCAGUUGGAUUUGGUGGUGACUAUGACGGUGUCCCAAGGGUUCCAGUUGGCCUUGAGGAUGUCUCUAAAUACCCAGAUCUUGUUGCUGAGCUUCUGAGAAGAGGAUGGACAAGCCAUGAGCUUAAAGCUGCUCUGGCUGAGAACCUAAUACGUGUGUUUGCGGAAGUGGAGAGUGUAUCCAGGGAUAUGUCCUACGAUUCACCUAGUGAUGUGGCUAUUCCAUAUGAAGAGAUAGAGAGUGACUGUCACACCAGUUAUGGUUAUAACAUUACAAGGGGUGCAGCUGUAUAGCGCUUUUGCUAUUUUGUCUCCUCUGCACAUUUGUCCUAUGACUAGGGAUGGGCGACUGUGCUGAAAGUGUAAUUUGUUUGGUAGAAAGAAUUGUCCUGUGGACUUUUGUUUUGGACAAUCAAAUAUUGAUAAGAAUGAAAAUCCAUUAAAAUUCGGUAGUCAAAUGUUAUUUCCGGUUUACGAAUGUUACUUUUGUUUUCAAAUGUUCAUCAUUAGAUCGAAAAUCCACAUUCGAAAUUUUGAAUGCAACAUUCAAUUUAACAAAUACUAUUUAGAAGUUCAAUAGUUCAUGUGGUAGGGAAUUUAGUACAUUUAUACAUAAUAGAUACAAAUAUAUCAAUUUGAAUGUUUCUAUUUCGAAUAUUGCAUUAUUCUAAUAUUACAUUUAAGGAGAUAAUUAGAAAUACUAUUACAAAUAUAUUGAUUCAAAUUGUUCUAAUUCUAAUAUUGCAUAAUUUGAAUCGAAUUGUUAGAAAAAUUCUAAACAAAUAUUACAUUUAAAGACAGCAUUAGAAAUAUUAUUAGAUUAAACGAAUCGUAUAAUGUUGUACAAAAAUAUGUUCAAAAUUCUGAACAAAUGAACAAAUGUGUUAAACUUUGUUUUAUUUCUCAAAUGUUUCAAAACAUUCACCCAUCCCUACCUAUGAUACCAGUUCUACUGACAAAUCUCUGUCCAUACAAUAUGUGUAUUGUUUGUGCUGAUAAUAAAAUGAUGUCAUAUAAACCUUGAA